GCUCGCCCGUUUCGCGCUCACAACUUUCUGGUCGACGACGUUGACAAAAUGGCAAGAACCAAGCAGACUGCUCGUAAAUCCACCGGCGGCAAAGCCCCCAGGAAGCAGCUGGCCACCAAGGCCGCCCGCAAGAGCGCCCCGGCCACGGGCGGCGUCAAGAAGCCUCACCGCUACAGACCCGGCACGGUGGCCCUCCGCGAGAUCCGCCGCUACCAGAAGUCCACCGAGCUGCUCAUCCGCAAGCUUCCCUUCCAGCGUCUGGUCAGGGAGAUCGCCCAAGACUUCAAGACCGACCUGCGCUUCCAGAGCUCGGCCGUCAUGGCCCUGCAGGAGUCCAGCGAGGCCUACCUGGUCGGCCUGUUCGAGGACACCAACCUGUGCGCCAUCCACGCCAAGCGGUUAAGAAUGUCUGGCCGAGGCAAGGGAGGCAAAGGUCUGGGGAAAGGCGGCGCUAAGCGGCACCGCAAAGUCCUCCGCGACAACAUCCAGGGCAUCACCAAGCCCGCCAUCCGCCGCCUGGCUCGCCGCGGCGGCGUCAAGCGCAUCUCGGGCCUCAUCUACGAAGAGACCCGCGGCGUCCUCAAGGUCUUCCUGGAGAACGUCAUCCGCGACGCCGUCACCUACACCGAGCACGCCAAGAGGAAGACCGUCACCGCCAUGGACGUGGUCUACGCCCUCAAGAGGCAAGGACGGACCCUCUACGGCUUCGGAGGUUGAAUCCCGAGCUCCGCUUGCCGUCGAGCAAACCUAAAAAAAAAAAAAAAAAGGUCCUUUUAAGGACCACACAAUCAUUCUACGAAAAGCGCAAUUCCUCUUUAUGCCCCAUGAAGUGUAAACAUAUUUUUUUUUUCUCCAGUUAUUAACUUCCAUGAGUGAGUGUGUGGAAGUAGGGGGAAAAAAAAAGUUCUAAGAUUUCAAAAGAGACUGCAAGUAAUUUGGUGGGUAAACUUAAAACUGGCCUAUGGCAUAACCUGAAAAUAAUUUUGAAAAGACAUGAAAUGGGAGUUAAAUCUAUUAAAAACAAUAAUUAUACGUGGACCAUCACAAUGACGUCAUACAGUGGGAAACAGACUAAAAAGC
Molecule: messenger RNA, 1080 nt
Organism: Syngnathoides biaculeatus (alligator pipefish)
Lineage: Eukaryota; Metazoa; Chordata; Actinopteri; Syngnathiformes; Syngnathidae
Product: histone H3-like
Exons: 2
Coding region: 49-717 (222 amino acids)
Cellular component (GO): nucleosome
Molecular function (GO): structural constituent of chromatin; protein heterodimerization activity; DNA binding
Source: RefSeq, a predicted model, not a curated record